Messenger RNA from Ostrea edulis (European flat oyster), 6599 nucleotides. RefSeq names its product mucin-17-like. Lineage: Eukaryota; Metazoa; Mollusca; Bivalvia; Ostreida; Ostreidae. Gene Ontology annotation, molecular function: serine-type endopeptidase activity. Bases 581 to 3211 code for a protein of 876 amino acids. The transcript has 16 exons. The record is from RefSeq and is a predicted model, not a curated record.
UUUAAAAACAUUUUUGUUUACCGUCAAGCGUUUUCGAUAAACAAAAUGGCCACCAUCGUCCGUGCGAUUACUUUUGUCCAUAGUCUGUACAUUUACAGCACUGUGGUUUUUCUCGGGUAGCCUUAACUGCGCUGCGAAUAUUAAACAUGAUUAUAAAAACACAAAAUCAUAAAACAUCAUAUCAAUAUUACGAAGGGUUCUAUCUAAAAGCAAGUUUAAAAAAAAUCAAAAUGGAGCGUUUCCGCUCACCAAACUGGCGAUUGGGAGAAUGAAAGUUGAACCAAUUGAUUUUGAACUAAAACACUCAUCUGUCAUUCUAAGUUGUGAUUAGGCUCAAAUGUAUUUCAUUUCCCGCACUUCAAUUCCAGGACAUGUAAAAACAAAAAUAGUGCUUUCCUACAACAUGCCUUGUCGGGCACCUUCCUUAAUGACAAUAACUUGCAUCAUUGGUAAAUCAAAUGAUUACUCAAUCUUUUUGAAAAUUUAACGCCGGAUCCGGUUUUCAUUUCCGUGCGAAUAUGUUGUUAAUCCUUCCUCACAGACUAGUUGGGAACUCUCUUCAGUGUUGAAAUGACAAAGCAUGUAUUUCGUUAUAUGUUCACAGUUGUUUGUAUUAUUCCUAGUUUACGGAUGGGCCGAGGAAGUGCCGGUGAUGCAGUACAUCUCAGGGAACACAGGGAGAUUCACGUCCCCGGGUUAUCCUGGAACCUAUCCCAACAACGUCAAUUACACCUGGAUUCUCACAACUGGAUAUCUCACAGCAAAUGUCACCUUUACAUUUGACAACUUUGAUAUUUAUAGAUAUCGAUAUGAACCAUGUACGGACGAUUACCUGGAGAUUACAGAGCAAGAACCAUGUUGUUUUGUUGCCCUGAAGAGAUGUGGUGAUAUUGGACGAUUUAACAUGACGGUGACGGGUAACGUGAUAAGAAUAAAAUUUGUGUCUAACGAACGCGAUACAGCAAUGGGAUUCUCACUCCAAUGGAAAGUCGCUCUACCGAAAUCGAAAAGUACGACAGAGACAACUACAAAAACAACUUUAGUACGAAGAACAACAAUUGUAACAUUAGGAAGAACAAGAACAAUACCAGUAAGAACAACAACAACACCAAUAACAACAACAACAACAGUAUCAACAACAACAACACCUGUAACAACAACAACAUCAGCAAGAACAACAACAUCAGUAACAACAACAACAGGUAAAACUACAAACAGAACCUCCUAUUCCACGAUGGGAGAAUUGACAUCAACAAUUCACACGAGCACAACGCCAAUAACGUUCAUUAGCUCGUCCUCGGAAAUCCAGACCAGUGUCUCCACCAACGAGAAGGAAAAGGAAGACUCUUCUACGUCACCAGUGGUUUUUACGGGGACUCCAAGCAAUGAAAGUAGUACAACUCCUGAAGACACAGAAGACACUUCAUUGAGUCCACACGGAAUAGUGUUCCUUGCUGUUGGAAUUUGUAUUGUGGAAAUUACAUUGAUUGCAUUAGGAGUAUGUAUGGGAAUACAACGUAGAAAAAGAGCUUCUGAAACCUCGACUUUUCGCCGGAACCAAAAUGAUAACAUUAGACCUGUGUCUCGUAAGACGAUAUUUAGCGUCAACAAUGUCUACGAAUCCAUCCCACUCGAACAUUUUUCCGAUGAUACCAUUCAGGAAGAGGAGGAGGUGAACCCGUAUGCGUGUGUUGCUGAAAACGUGUACGACAAAGCUUUUGUGAAAAGACCACAUGUAGGCACACAGAACAACUUAUAUGAAUGGAAUUAUUGUCGACCACCUUCCUUCAUGGUAAAAAUGUGCAUUAAUGGUAAAUCAAAAUAUUACUCAUGUAUUCGUAUUGAACAUUUAACGCCGGAUCCGGUUUUCGUUUCCGUGCGUGUAUUUUGUAAAUCUUUCCUAACAGACUAUUUGGGAGUGUUCAAACGACAAAUCAUGUACUUUGUUAUAUAUUCACUGUUGUUUGUUUUAUUCUCAGUUUACGGAUGGGCGGAGAGACAGCUGGUGAUGCAGUACAUCUCAGGGAACACAGGGAGAUUCACAUCCCCGGGUUAUCCUGGAACCUAUCCCAACAACGUCAAUUACACCUGGAUUCUCACAACGGGAGAUCCCACAUCAAAUGUCACUUUUACAUUUGACAAGUUUGACAUUUAUAGAUAUCAGUAUGGACCAUGUACAGAUUUCUUGGAGAUUACAGAACAAGAACCAUGUUGUUUUGUUGCCCUGAAGAGGUGUGGUGACUUUGAUCAAUUUAAGCAGGUGGUGAGGGGUAACGUGAUAAGAUUAACCUUCGUGUCUAACGAACGCCACUCAGCAAAGGGAUUCUCACUCCGAUGGAAAGUCGCUCUACCGAAAUCGAAAAGUACGACUGAAACAACUACAAAAACAACUUUAGUACGAAGAACAACAAUUAUAACAUUAGGAACAACAAAAAGAACAACACCAGUGACAACAACAACACCAGUAACAACAACAACACCAGUAACAACAACACCAGUAACAACAACACCAGUUACAACAACAACACCAGUUACAACAACAACACCAGUAUCAACAACAACAACAAUACGAGUAAAGACAACAACAGGAGUAACAACAACAUCACCUACAACUACGAGAACUACAAACACAACCCCCUAUUUCACGAUGGCAAAUAAAACAACUCUAGCCAACACAGGGAUUUUCACAUCAACAAUUCACACGAGCACGACGCCAACAACGUUCGUUAGGUCGUCCUCGGAAAUCCAGACCAGUGUCUCCUUCAACGAGAAAGAAAAGGAAGACCCUACUACGUCACAAGUGGUUUUUACGGGGACUCCAAGCAAUGAAAGUAGUACAACUCCUGAAGACACAGGAGACUUUUCAUUGAGUCCAAACCAAAUAGUGUUCCUUGCUGUUGGAAUUUGUAUUGUGGAAAUUACAUUGAUUGCAUUAGGAGUAUGUAUGGGAAUGCAACGUAGAAAAAGAGCUUCUGAAACCUCGACUUUUCGCCGGAACCAAAAUGAUAACAUCAGACCUGUGUCUCGUAAGACGAUGUUUAGCGUCAACAAUGUCUACGAAUCCAUCCCACUCGAACAUUUCUCCGAAGACACCAUUCAGGAAGAGGAGAAGGUGAACCCGUAUGUGUGUGUUGCUGAAAACGUGUACGACAAAGCUUUUGUGAAAAGACCACAUGUAGGCACACAGAACAACUUAUAUGAAUGGAAUUAAUUGCCUAAAGAUGAAAAUGAAGGACAAGUGAUGUUAAGAAUUUAACUGAAAAGUGCCUACAAAAUCGGAUGUGAAUGCCAAAAUGUACAAAAUGUACUUUUUGCAAUCAAUCAAAUAACACAUGCAAUAUGAUGACUGACCUUACACAUGUAUUUUUAAACUUGCUAUUUCUCCAUGGUAAGGGAGCCGGUUAGACCCAGGUGAAAAAAACAUUUGAUUUGGCGGCCGCCAAAUGAAUUUUAGACGGUCACCAAAUACGUUUAAGGCAACCGUCACAUAACAUUACCAGGCGGCCGCCAGAUAAGCAUUUCUCAUGGUGAUAAUCGAGUUAUGAAUAAUUACCCUGUGGCUGUCUUUAUUCACGGCGGGUAUGACCGGUCGACAGGGGAUGCUUACUCCUCCUAGGCACCGGUCCCACAUCUGGUAUAUCCAGGGGUCCAUGUUCACCCAACUCUCUAUUUCGUAUUCCUUAUAGGAGUUAUGAGAUUGAUCACUAUUCGUUAUCUUCGCUUUUCAUGUUCGAUUUUUUGCCAAUAGUGAUAUCGACCAAUCAUAUUACUCUGUUAAUUACAAUAGCGUUGAGCUCGAUGUGAUUUUUAAAAUACAGUAUAGAGCCAAAUGUGAGUCAACUUCCAUGGUUUACGCUAUGGAUUUCAUUGAAAAAUAUAUAUUGUUUGAACAAUCAUUCUGAACUCCUUUUUUGCUUUGAUCUUUAUGAUAUGUAAAAUAUGUAUUACAAAGCAUGUGUACAUUAUUCUUUUCAUGAUUUUAAAACUUUUACCAAGAAUUGUAGACACAUGAUUUAUGAAACUUUAACAUUAACUUUCAGCAUUCGAUUUCUUUUUAUAUUUCUUUUUAAGAGUGGAACGGAAACGUUAAGUGUGGUGUUCUUACAGUAAUAUGGUAGGUGUAUGAAUGCACAGGAAAACUAAGAUACUCAGACGAGAAACUGCAAAUAUUUGGACUGUUAAUGGUGCAAAUGUUACCGUGAAUACGGGACUUUCGAGAUACGGAUCCACUCUGACUUUUAUCGCCCGUUGAAUGUAAUUGUAGGGCAUGUCACUUCCGGUUUACAAUAACAACUAAGUAAACAAACAUGGAAUAUUUCAACUGGUAUCAAUUUCCUGCAUUUAAAUGCUAUCUUUGAAAGAAAGGAAUCACUACAAACAUUUUAUAGGAAAAUACAAUUGAUUAAAUUAUGCGAGUCGGCGCGGGAAAGAAAUCUAGGGAAUAUCUUGAGGAUAUCGGUAAAACUUCACGCCUUGCAUCCAAUGGUACGCGUUUAAAUGCGCCUUUUCCCCUCCAUCUAACUUACACCCAGAUACCAAGCACCAAUAAUGACUUGGAUCGUCAUCGUGGGACUGCGCAUAGCUCUUUACGGACCGUCUGUUAGCGAAACACCUUAUGUAUCGAUGUCAACUUUGCCCUACAAUUGGUUAUUAUCACGUGACCGUGGUGUAUAAACGUCAAAUAUAAUCGGGAUAUCCCGAAAGUUCCGUAUUGAAUAAGUUUAUGAAAAAUUAUUUUAAGAUAGUUGUUUCAGUGAAUUAUACUCUAAGAUGAAUAGAAGUUGACUUAUUUAUGGCACUAAGCUGUAUAAAAUAACACAUUGUAUAGAUUUUGUUUGCACUAAAACAUCCACAUUUAAGGAAAUAAUAAACAUUUGUCGUGUGUCGAUAUUUUCAUCUCAUAUCAGACAACUAAUUUCCAAAAACCAUAGGAUCUAAAUAAAAAACUAAUUAUAAAUUUUAAUCUCCACACUUAGUGUAACGGGGACCUUCACAAAUAUCAGCAGACAUACUUCCGUGUCAGGAGGUAAAGUCUAAUAAAUAACGUACCAAUUGCCCGUUCGUAUUUAUAGACAUACUUCACGCGAACUCGAUGAAAACAAUUUUAGAUCUGAUUAGAUCCUUUUCGAGUAAUUCUCAAAUGUACACGAUAUCACUGAAUAUAACACUUCCCUAUUUCAUGUAGUAUUGAAUUGAAUUAAACAGGAUAGAUUCCUGGUACUUCUAGGAUAUGUUUGAUAAACCUGUGUACCUGUUACAAAGUGCAUGUAGUUAUAAUUGCAUUUUAGAUUAUGUAGUCGUUUUGUAUCUGACUCUUGUACUGUUUUAUAAAAGUCUAGUACCAUUCAUUGUACUUAGCUUACAUUAGAUCACGUUAUCACAACAUGCACUGUAACACAAUUUAUAAAACAGAAAAUGUACAAAAUGUUAGCCAUGAAAGUCAUUCAAUUUUGUUCAAUAGUUAUUUUGUAUAUAUAUGUACAUACACGAAAAUGACAUUGAAUAUUUUGCAUGUACAUUUCCUAAAUGCUUGACUUGUGAAUUGUGAAUGACUUGCAAUCAUUGCUAAUUUGAAUGCUAGAAAUGCUUGUAGACACUAUUUUCUCUCAAAACUUUCUGGUUUCAAACCUGAGUUAAUGCUACUAAAUCCAACUGAAACCAGCAUUAAUGCUACCGGACGUACAUGAAUAAAUACCAGCAUUAAUGCUACCGGAAGUACAUGGAUAAGUACCAGCAUUAAUGCUAACGGAAGUACAUUGAUAAAUACCAGCAUUAAUGCUGCCGAAAGUACAUGUACAUUGUAUAAAUACCAGCAUUAAUGCUAACGGAAGUACAUGAAUAAAUAUAUGUACCAGCAUUGAUUUUUAAUAAUUUUCAUUUCAAGGGUAUACUCUAGAAAAAAAAAUUGUCUUUCAUAUACCACCUUUUACUUUGUUUUGAUGAAUAUUGUCGGUAUGCUUGUUAAUGUGGAUUGAUUUGAAUGAAAGAAACGUUUGUGAAUGAGAGUAAUACCGAUUAAGCUCAUGCUGCAUGUACAUGCAUUGUAUAUGAUUUUACACAUUCAUUUACUGUUUUGUUUUAAAUCAUUGUGCAGAAAAAUCACGUACAUUUGGGAUACCCAUGGUCAGUUAAAUUUGUAAUAGCCAUGAUCAGUUAGAUUUAGAAUACCCAUGGUCAGUUCGAUUUAGAAUACCCAUGGUCAGUUAUAUUUAGAAUAUCAAUGGUCAGUUAGAUUUGGAAUACCCAUGGUCAAUUAGAUUUAGAAUACUCAUGGUCAGUUCAAUUUGGAAUACCCAUGGUCAGUUAGAUUUAGAAUACCCAUGGUCAGUUCGAUUUGAAAUACCCAUGGUCAGUUAGAUUUGGAAUACCUAUGGUCAGUUAGAUUUAGAAUACCCAUGGUUAGUUCGAUUUGGAAUACCCAUGGUCAGUUAGAUUUGGGGUACAUUUACUGUUCUCUUCAUUCUAUGGGAAGAUACUAAGAGGCUGUGUUUUAUUUUUGUUCAUGCAGUAUAUUUGUAAUACUCUUUAUUGUCCCAUGUAUUAACCCAAUAUUUGUAUACUAUGAUAUUAACAUUAGUUAAUAAAUGACAUUUAUUGUA